This is a messenger RNA of Sorex araneus (European shrew), 6936 nucleotides long. It is a transcript of the gene RSBN1, whose product is annotated as round spermatid basic protein 1. Gene Ontology annotation, cellular component: nucleus. The transcript has 7 exons. Lineage: Eukaryota; Metazoa; Chordata; Mammalia; Eulipotyphla; Soricidae. The coding region runs from base 16 to 2403 and encodes 795 amino acids. The record is from RefSeq and is a predicted model, not a curated record.
ACAGCCGCUUCCGGCAUGUUCGGCUCCGGACACAGAGGCGCCGCGGAGUGGAGGGACGCGGCGGAGGCCGAGAGACUCCAAUGCCCAGCGGGCCGUGCGCGGGUGGCGCUUGCGCGCUGCGCCGACGGGGGGGCGGUCGGGCCAUUUAAAUGUGUGUUUGUGGGUGAAAUGGCUGCGCAGGUCGGAGCGGUGCGCGUCGUGCGGGCGGUGGCGGCGCAGGAGGAGCCGGACAAAGAGGGCAAGGAGAAGCCCCACGCGGGGGUCUCGCCGCGGGGCGUGAAGCGGCAGCGCCGAGCGAGCAGCGGGGGAUCCCAGGAGAAGCGGGGGCGACCCAGCCAGGACCCCCCGCUCGCCCCGCACCGGCGGCGCCGCAGCCGCCAGCCCCCCGGGCCGCCGCCGCCGCCGCCGGCGGCCGCCGCCAGCCUGCCGGGCCCGGGGGAGCCGCUGCUGCUGCCGCCGCCGCCGCCGCCGCCUGCGCCCGUGGCCGCCCCGCUGCCGGCGCCGGGCGCCGCGGCCCUCUUCACCUUCUCGCCGCUGACGGUGAGCGCGGCCGGGCCCAAGCCCAAGGGCCACAAGGAGCGGCACCGGCACCACCACCACCGCGCCGCCGAGGCAGAGCCCGGCGCCGGGCACCAGGACCAGCAGGAGAACGGCGAGCGGGCUGCCGGGGCGCCCCCGACCAAGGCCCCCAAGAGAGAAACACCAGAUGAAAAUGGUAAAACCCAGAGAGCUGAUGAUUUUGUCUUGAAGAAAAUAAAGAAGAAAAAGAAAAAGAAACACCGAGAAGAUAUGCGAGGAAGACGCCUUAAAAUGUACAAUAAGGAAGUACAAACCGUCUGUGCUGGUCUGACCCGUAUCAGUAAGGAAAUUCUCACCCAAGGACAAAUAAAUAGCACUUCAGGAGUUAAUAAGGAGUCCUUCAGGUAUCUGAAAGAUGAACAGCUGUGCCGGUUAAAUUUGGGAAUGCAAGAAUAUCGGGUACCCCAGGGAGUACAGACACCUUUUAUGACUCACCAGGAACAUUCUAUUCGUAGAAAUUUCUUAAAAACAGGUACUAAAUUUAGCAAUUUUAUUCAUGAGGAACACCAGUCCAAUGGUGGUGCUCUUGUCCUUCAUGCUUACAUGGAUGAACUCUCAUUUUUGUCUCCAAUGGAGAUGGAGAGAUUUUCUGAGGAGUUUCUUGCUUUGACAUUCAGUGAAAAUGAGAAAAAUGCUGCUUACUAUGCUUUAGCAAUAGUGCAUGGAGCAGCUGCUUAUCUCCCAGACUUCUUGGAUUACUUUGCUUUUAAUUUCCCCAACACUCCAGUGAAAAUGGAAAUUCUGGGCAAGAAAGAUAUUGAAACAACCACCAUUUCAAAUUUUCACACUCAGGUCAACAGGACGUACUGCUGUGGCACCUACCGAGCAGGCCCAAUGCGGCAGAUAAGUCUUGUUGGAGCAGUAGAUGAAGAAGUUGGGGAUUACUUCCCAGAGUUCCUUGAUAUGCUAGAAGAAUCACCAUUUCUGAAAAUGACUUUGCCCUGGGGAACGCUUUCCAGCCUCCGACUCCAGUGUAGGUCCCAGAGUGACGAUGGGCCUAUUAUGUGGGUGCGGCCUGGGGAGCAGAUGAUCCCCACAGCAGAUAUGCCAAAGUCACCCUUCAAAAGACGACGAUCAAUGAAUGAAAUAAAAAACCUUCAGUACCUACCUCGGACCAGUGAGCCCCGUGAAGUCCUCUUUGAAGACAGGACGAGAGCGCACGCUGAUCAUGUGGGUCAGGGGUUUGACUGGCAGAGUACGGCUGCUGUUGGGGUUUUGAAAGCUGUACAGUUUGGUGAAUGGAGUGACCAGCCUCGCAUAACCAAAGAUGUGAUUUGUUUUCAUGCUGAGGAUUUUACAGAUGUUGUACAGAGACUUCAAUUAGACCUUCAUGAACCUCCAGUUUCCCAGUGUGUGCAGUGGGUGGAUGAAGCUAAACUAAACCAAAUGAGGCGGGAAGGCAUUCGUUAUGCUAAAAUUCAGCUAUGCGACAAUGAUAUUUACUUCAUCCCUAGAAAUGUCAUUCAUCAGUUCAAAACAGUGUCUGCAGUGUGCAGCUUAGCGUGGCAUAUACGACUCAAACAGUAUCACCCUGUGGUGGAAGCCGCUCCGAACUCAGAGAGCAAUUCUAGCACGGACUGUAAUUUCAUUGGAAAGCGAGAAUUAGAAGUUGACUCUCAAUGUGUGAGGAUAAAAACUGAAUCUGAAGAAACCUGCACAGAGAUGAAGCUAUUGACAGCUGCUUCAUCCUCCUUCCCACCUUCAUCAGAACUUAACCUACAGAAAGACCAGAUGACUCAGCCUAUUCCCAUUCUAAAGGUGGAAAGUAGACUGGACUCCGACCAGCAACACAAUCUACAGGAACAUUCCAGCACGCCUGUGUGAUUUGUACAUAUCCAAACACAUUUUUUAACUUUUUUAAAUUUUGAUGUGAAGUUAUAGUUUUAUAACUGGCUUAAGUUAAGUUUUAUUGGAGAAAUCUUGCCUAUAAUUCUAUAAAGAGAAAUGACAUUCCACAAAUGUCAAGCAUAUCUUUUUUACACAGAUUAUGCAAAGUUAAGAGUUGUAUCUUAUCCCGUUAGUACAGUAUGUAAUAGUGGGUCUGCUGCUACUUUCUGUUUUAAGGUGUGAGGUAACAAUUCAAUCUCUUCUUCAAAUCAAAAUGAGAAUUCUCUGGAAUAACAGAUUCUUAUUUGGUAAAUUAUUCAGGUCCCUUAACUUUAUCUUGCCCUGUCUCUUGCCAUAUUUGCUGUUUUCUGAAGACCAGAUUUAUGAUUUAGUACUUGUGUCUUUAUAGCAUAGACUGAAUUUCUACGUAAAAAUGGCUUAAGAUGGCAGAGAGAAUACUUGCAUCUUUAUAUAUGGGCAGAUAAGUUAAUUUACUUCCAAACAUGAAAAAAAAAAACCCGCAAAACCCGAAAACAAAUAGUUUCUAAGGAAAAUUCAGUGGCUCUCUGGUUUCUUAACAAAAGAGAAAGCAUAGCACUUUCUGAUUCAAACUGUCUUUUUUUUUGUAUCUGUUGUUUAAAGCCCAGUGAAUAUUUCAAUUAAAAAUAUCUAAAGAUGAAUAGUCCUUGUUCAUUCAUUAUCUACGGUUCAUGAAUCUCUUCUAUACAUGGUAACUAUGGAAGAUAUUUUGGGUCAAAGAGCUGAAUGAUACUCUGUUGUUCUGCUUCCUAGCAUCCUCACAUAUAUGUGUGGAUCCUUACGCUUCCUCUAGUGAUCAUGAGUAUCAAACUUAAAAAAUGAUAUCUUUCUCAUGAGGCUGCCAUAUUUUGUGCAUAAAACUUAGGAAAAGCUACUUUUGUCACCUGACAUCAGCAUCUGUGAUAAAGACCUACUGUUGAUACAUUUCAGUUCACAGUUUUAACUGGUAAAUACACAGAUUUACUAAUUUUAUUAUUUACUACUGCUUUGUGUUGCUAUUUUCUGACAAAGAAUAUAGCACUAGACUCAUCUAGAGUUUCAAGGUAGCCUCAGGUUUAGUGCCUGAGUAUUAAAAAAAAAUUGUUUUUCUUGAACAGGCACAGUUCAUAUAGCUAGUGUAUUCUUAUUAUUUUAGAAUGUUAGUACACACUUUCACUUUCUCUUAGUUAAAAAUACAGUAGGCCUUUUGGUUUAUUAAUGGAAGAGUAUUCCCCACACCUAAGACCUGUAUCUACCUGGUUAUAGUGCAAUUUGGAGAUUUUCUUUCCUGGAGGGUGAGAUUUGGAAUAUUUACAUUAACAUAGGCAAAAAAAAAAUGCUGAUUUACUAUGUCUGUCACCAUGAAAACUUGGCUGCAUCUUUUGAAAUAUCAAAUAUGAAUUUUCUCUAAAAUAUUCUGAAAUAGGUUAAAUAUUAUAUAAAUAUUACUUUGUGCAAUAUUGUUGUGUAGUUAAAUGCAUAUUAGCAAAGUAUAGGGGUCACUGUGUAAACCGAUAGAAAAGUAAACAUCAGCAAAUACUGCAGUGAUAGUUAGAAUCUGUAUUAUUCCUUAUAUAUAUGUAUAUGUAUGUAUUCUCUGUUACAAAGGAUGAAGACAAAUAGAGAAACAUUUCAAUGUAAACCAUUUAUGAAUUGGAAGUGAUGUUGGUUUUAGUUCUCUUUGUAAAUAAGGUAAUUAGGAUGGUAUGAAAAGUAAUGUGAUUAUUGCAGGGGUGUUUUUAAAUCUUGGGUAUAAAUUCUAGGUAAAUUCUAGUUUAUCAAGACUAAUUUUUAAGGAAUCCGCCUUCAGGGGUGGUGGUGUCUUUUUUAAUUAUUUUGGGAGGGAGAGGAUUAAACACAAAGUAUAUGGACUUGGGUUUUUCUCUUGGGGUUUUCUUUUUCUUUUUCUUUUUCCUGUCCAGAAGAAUUUCAUAGAGCUUUACUCAGCUGUGCAAAGUAAAAUUCUUCUCAGGCAACAAUUGCUUUUUCAAAUAAUCAUGAAUAAGAUUGUUAAAGCAAAAACUUUAAAUUUUCCUUGUCUUCCAAGAUCCAAUUUUCCCAUUUCCCACUUGCCAUCCAGCAGAUGCCAUCUGUCAUCUAAGCUGGUCAUUGCUAAUAAACAAGGAGACUGUCUCCUGACAGCCAGCACUAUGUUUAACCACUCAGGAACCAGCGGAUCUGCAAAGACCUACAAUAAAAAAUAAAUCCCCAUUUUCCUUUUAUAAAACAUUCACCCUCACGUCCAAUAUAAACAUAUAAAAGAGUAUAAAAAUGUUUAAGAUCAUGUACUAAUGAAUUCAUUGUAUAUUAGGAUUGCAAUAGAAUGAAGAGAGAAACAUUUAGCUAGUAAUGUAUCUGAAAACUGAAUGUCCUAUGUGAGUAUUAGAUUUUAAUAGCAUGCUUUAAAGACUGAUGACUAUAAAAGCAGCUUUCAAAGUUGUAUCCUAGUUUAGUGAUACAAAUGAUUGCAACUUUUCUAAAUCAUUAAAUUACUUGGUUUUGGUGGAGUGAGGCAUGGAGCAAUCGGGCGUCUUCUGAUUUGUAAAGUAGUGAUGGCAGUGAAGUUGUAACUGAAAUUGAAACUAAACUUCCUUUUUGGUAUAUUAUUUGUUGUGCCAACUCUUUGAGAUUACUUGCAGAAUGUGGCUAUAAGUUUUAGUAUUUUGUGGAGCAGAGGGAUCUUUUAAAAAUGUAUUGAUGCAAAGGACCCAAGAAAUGAAUAUUCCUAAUUUAGUAAGUAGAAUACUUUUUCUGAAAAGAGUCUUCCUCCUACCCCGGCAGUCAUUCUGUAAUUACCAAGAUAUGUUAGGAGUUAGGAUUAUGGCUCAAAGAGGUAUUCCAAAUUCAUAAAGCAAUAAUAAAAUCCUACAUACUAGUUUUCCCCUCAAGAGUUUUAUCUCUAAAAAUGAAUUCCUGUGCUUAAUUGUACUUGUAAUAUGCUUGUUCAGUAGUCAAUUUGUUUUAUGGGUACAAAUUUUAUUUGUAUAAUUAUCUUUUAUUUUUAAAGACUUUUUUGCAAGAUGCCCGUUCUCCUUAGAGACACUUGGCAUAUCAGUUGAUUAAUAAAACAAACUCAUGUAGGAAAAGUGCUUGUUAAAGAAAUUUACUUCCUACAUCUUAGGAGAAGCAUCAGUCUUAAUAGACUUAACAUUCAGACUAACUGAUCAGAGAAAUUUGUUUAAUUUCCCUCUAUAAAUGUUUAGAAUGAAAGUUUGGACUCUUUGGAACAAGAGUCCAAAAUUCAAGAAAGUCCUUAAGAAUAUUCUUGAUCAUUGUUUUCAUCUGUAUCUGCCGUUACAAACUUUCUUGCAUUUUUACCUAUAGAAUAAUUGAGUUUGCGUCUAAUCUGUUUUAUCAUUGCUACAGAUUUUAAAAAAGAACCUUUCACAAAUACUUGCCCGAGGUUCAUAUUUCUGCUUUGUGUCUUGUCUUUUCAAAACAGGUAAUAACUAUAUUUAUUGGUCAUGAAGUAAAAGGAGAAAAUGUAAAGACAGAAUUUUUCCUUUAGCAUAUAAGGGACCUAUCCUCAUUUUGAAAGUUUGUUGCUUUAAAAGCAAGUAUCUCUCCAUAAAUGACCUUCCAUUUUCUUCAUACACUUUUUAGGAUCCACUUGUGCAUGUAGUUGAGACCAUUGUCUCUUAAUAUAGCACUUUUCAAUUUUCUCGAAAGAAAUACGUACUGCUUCUAUCACGUUGUAAAUUUUCAUGUAAUAGUGUUUUCUGUGACUAAACUCCAUUUUGAUUGGCAGCUAAGACUUUUUUUUUUCCCUGUGGCUUUAAUUUAUCUAAGAGGUCUUUACAUAUAGAUGAAAUGUAUAAUUUGCCUGGCGGACUAUUUGCGUUAUGUGGCCUUAGUUUAUUGACAUUAACAAGUGUUUUAAAAGGUUUUUAAUGAAUAGUCUUAAUCUAAAUUUGUGUGAAUAAUAAUCCUUUUAACAGUGCUUUUUUGUAGCUGUCUAAGUGUGUUAAAUUGUUAAGCUAUUUCUUUGUAAAAUAGGACAAUGGAAUGCAUAGAUUUUUUUUUCCUGUAAAGUAUUUUUUUAAUAAACAAAGUUUGAUUUGUCCUUUACUGAUGUUUCAUGAAAAAAAAAGUGCAGAUGAAUUUUAGCUACAAGAAACAUGCUUUUAAAGUAUGACAUAACACUCAGCUUUUGUUUUCCUCUUUUACUUAUUUUUUAUUAUUUCUAAGAAUAUGUUUUCUACCGCAUUGCACUCCUGGCAUUGCUCAGGGCAGCAGUGCAGGACUGCUGCUUCAGGGAAUCAGGGCCGCGCCUGUGAGGCGGGGGUGCUGAUGUGCAUUGCAAGGGCUAGAACUCAGGGCCCCACACAUUUUAGCGCAUAGCAUGUACCGCUGGAACCAUACUUCCUGUCAAAUGGGUUUUUAUCUACUUGUGAGAACUCACAUUUUUAAUCUGGUGACGUGGAGACUUUUGUAAGUGCAUGCAUGAAGUGUUUGUUUACAGAGUGUAGAGACUUCGAUGCCAUUAUUGUAUUAAAAUUAUUUUUUUCUUUA